Messenger RNA from Folsomia candida, 1476 nucleotides. RefSeq names its product probable prolyl 4-hydroxylase 3. Gene Ontology annotation, molecular function: procollagen-proline 4-dioxygenase activity; L-ascorbic acid binding; iron ion binding. Lineage: Eukaryota; Metazoa; Arthropoda; Collembola; Entomobryomorpha; Isotomidae. The transcript has 2 exons. Gene Ontology annotation, cellular component: endoplasmic reticulum. Gene Ontology annotation, biological process: peptidyl-proline hydroxylation to 4-hydroxy-L-proline. Bases 104 to 835 code for a protein of 243 amino acids. The record is from RefSeq and is a predicted model, not a curated record.
CAUCACCCUCAGAUUGAGCAGGUGAUUCAGUCACUGUUCGUAUAAACAUCUGUGCACAAUGAAAUAUAAAGUUUGAUAAAUUCUUCAUUUUUUUAAAUUCAGAAUGGAAAACGAUACCGAACAUAGUUCAAUUUUACUCCAGAACUUUGACAUGACCUCCAUAACGAAGGAGGUCAUCUGUUUAUCGCCUCCACUAAAGUUAAAAAAUCAUUCGGAAUCAUCUUCCUCUCAGCCGGCAUUCUUGUUAAGGAAUUGUUUAACCAGGGAGGAAUGUAAGGGUUUGAUAAACCUGGCGGAAAAUAAAAAGAAGGGCUUAUUUACCCAAACUUUGGUAAAUAUAGAGGGUGAAGAUGUGAUAAAUAAGGAUGUGAGGAGCGGCUCGAGAUACAUUUUGGAUUCGGAAGCCAUCGUAUCCCAACUUUGGACCAGAAUCAGUCCUCACAUCCCCCCCUUUUUGAAAGGCGCCGUCGUCACUGGACUCAACGAACGGUUGCGUUUCCUUCGGUACGAGCCUGGCCAGAAGUUUGUUCCGCAUUACGACGGGACUUAUGCGAGAGAAAGUGACCCCUUGGAAGUUAGCUUGGUCACUUUGCAAAUCUAUUUGAACGAUAAUUUCGACGGGGGAGAGACCAACUUUUUGGGGGAUGAUGACGACGAUGAUGACCAAGAUUGUGACCCCGAGAAAGUCAGCGUUACCCCAGAGACAGGAAUGAUCCUGGUUUUCGAGCAGGACCUGAUGCACGAAGGGGCCUUGAUACGCGACGGGGUGAAGUAUACGGUACGAACGGAUGUGAUGUAUUCUUACUCGAAGAAAUCUGGGGGAUUAGUUCUUUAACUGGAGAUAGAAAAAAAAUUACACUAAAUAUGAUGAGAUUAAAUAUUUAAUUAACUAAUUUAUUAAAUCGGCAUGCCAAUCUUUCGAUAAAACUGGGUGACAAUUACGUACGGAGUUGAAUAUUUUGUGGACAAAUAAACAAAUUUUAUAAAAAUAUUAUUAUAGAUAGUAUACUUUCUAUUUUUAUUAAAAAUAUACGUACCAAGUUAUCUUUUAUCUAAUACUGUUAUAGGAUCUUAUACAUUUAUUUUAUUGAGUAGAAUUUAGGGAAAAGUAUUUCAUCUUGAAUUAUGCAGUUUGGCGAAAAAUUGAUUUUCGAAAAAUGAGUCGUAAUUUACGUAAAAGUAAAAUAAUAUCAUAAAUAAGUAAAAGGUGAUAUUCAUCAAGAAAUUUUAAUCCCAAUAUAAAAAAUUGUAAUUACUUAAUUUGCCACCCUCAAUCGAGAUAAAUACCCCUAAUAUUUCAUUAUCUGAUUGAACCAUCUCCUCAAGAUGAAGCGUAUCAUUUUAUUCGACAUGGAGCGAAUAAGUAGGUUAUUUUACUAACUGCAUGUAUAUGUAUAUCAUUGGGUUACGUGACGUUGCUAAGCAACUAAGAAAAAUACGAAUAAAUUUUCAGGCAUAAAAAUGCCUGACUUUUUA